This is a messenger RNA of Tachysurus vachellii, 454 nucleotides long. RefSeq lists its product as uncharacterized. NCBI's taxonomy places the organism in Eukaryota, Metazoa, Chordata, Actinopteri, Siluriformes, Bagridae. The record is from RefSeq and is a predicted model, not a curated record. The transcript is spliced from 10 exons. The coding region runs from base 5 to 454 and encodes 149 amino acids.
GAACAUGUUGACCAGGAAUAUUAUCAUCUUCUGCACACUAGCAGUGCUGCUUGCUAAAGCGGACCUGGAUACAGCAAAUGGGGGUCUUCAAGCCAUGUCCACUGGAACAGAUCAGGACUCGACCUCUGAUGAAGCUCCCACUGAAAGCAUGAACUCUGUGUCACCUGACCAGCCCAAGGGUGAGCCACAUUUUUAUAACGGAGCCACAGCUGAUGCAAGCAGCACAAGUGCAGAAACAGGCCAGGCUGCUGAGCCUCAAGCCAAUGAUGUGACAACAGCCGAUGCCACAAAAUCCAGCACUGAAGAACGAGAUGAGAAUGAGAGUCCAGAGUCAGAAGAAGUGGUGAAAACAGCUCCAGUGCAGCGUCCUGCUAAAUCACAAACUGCAAACCAACGCAAGCGCAGUAAGCCUGUUGUGGCCUCCAAGAAAAGGAUGAGACCCCUUCGCUCCUGA